GUGUUUCUGUCAGAAUGCAUGUUAUUACGUCGUUUUUUUUGUUUGUUUGUUUGUUUGUUUUUUUUUGUUUUUUAAAUAUAAAUCCCGAAUAAUGAAAUUAUAAUCAAAUCUCCGUUUCCCGGAAGUAAGAACGGGGAAAUAAUCAUUUUAUUUGUUGUUUUUUUUUUUAAUUAAUCGAAUUAUAGUGUAUGAAAACUUUUACGUAUGAAAAUAUAAAACCCUGCAAAGAUAACAUUAUUCUUUUUUAAAUUAAAAAAUAUAAUAAUAUAAUUAUAGGACAAUUUGAUAUUACACUAUCGCGCCCAAUCAUAAACGGACUUCCGCAAAAAUGUCGCUGUUACCAUAGUAACGUCUUGUCGCCUCCACCAAGGCCUUUACAGAAGCGCUGUUUAUUAUUUUUUAAAUUAUUUUUUUCUUUAUUUAUUGUUUUUCACAAUUCAUUUAAAAAAUACACAUAAGUAAUUUUAUAUACCGUACCAUCGUUAUUAAGAAGCGUUACUACUACUACAAUAAAAUAAACAUUGCUGUUGCCAAGGAAACGCACCUACAACAAAGGCCCUCGUGUCAGCAGUGCAGCAGCUGUCUGUAGCCACCGUCCAUGAAGGCUCCAGUACACCAAGACAAAUUGCUCGUACAUGUAAACCCACGGUAACAUGGCGAUAAAGGUGAUUCUGAUUCUGAUAUUUCGCCGCUGUAAAGAUUUAACGGCUCUUGGAUGUGAUUUUCAGGAUAAAAUGUACCAAACUGAGGAACAUCGACAGGAUCACGGUGCUCCGUGUCGGAACCUUGGGAACCCUGUGUUCUCCUGCAUGCUGAAGACAUCAGCCGACGCGGAGCUUCUGUACAGGACCACGUCCGGCGAGUACGGAUCUCGAGCCCCGACCUACGAGUCGUCCCCGUGUGUGUAUCACCCGCUGUCUCAGGCUUUCUCCAAGCACCUGGGUGCGUGUGGGAUGUCCCGGGACACCUCGUUCAACACCAGCCUGGACCGCAGCAGGGUGUGUGACUGCCCCAAUUUACACAACACCAUCUGAGAUACCAUCAGUACCCAAUCAGUACCGCUCUGUGUGGGUGGAUGAGAUGAUGAGACGACAGAUCUUCAGAACCAGCCUUUUUAGGCACACACUUUUUAGGUGUCCGUCUUGUACGAGCUGCGACAGUAUAAUGUUAUGAAUUUGCAGUGCGUCCUUUUGGCCUCGUAAUAAAAAUGAAAUGCAUUUAAAGAGGAA
Messenger RNA from Ictalurus furcatus (blue catfish), 1229 nucleotides. RefSeq names its product piercer of microtubule wall 2 protein (gene pierce2). The coding region runs from base 654 to 1034 and encodes 126 amino acids. The record is from RefSeq and is a predicted model, not a curated record. Gene Ontology annotation, biological process: axoneme assembly. Lineage: Eukaryota; Metazoa; Chordata; Actinopteri; Siluriformes; Ictaluridae. The transcript is spliced from 2 exons. Gene Ontology annotation, cellular component: axonemal microtubule.